UUAUCUUCCUCUAGCUGCCUUUCUAUUUAAAACCUUACCAUGUGAGCAAAGAGCUCAAAAAACCUCUGCAAAAAAGUCUCCUUUAGUCAUACUUUCAACACUAAGUAGCCAAACCUUAGAUACCAAAAUUUAGCAGUUUACAGGGGAAAAACAUGUAUAAGAAUCAGCUGCAAGAGCUUGCACAGAGAAGCUGUUUCAACUUACCAUCAUAUACCUGCAUCAGAGAAGGACCAGAUCAUGCUCCAAGAUUCAAAGCUUCUGUUAACUUCAAUGGUGAGUUAUUUGAGAGUCCCACUUACUGUUCCACUCUCAGACAAGCUGAACAUGCAGCUGCAGAAGUUUCACUUAAUGUCCUUUCCUCCAGACUCCCUUCAAAAUCAUUAACUGCAAAGAUUCUUGAUGAGACAGGGAUUUACAAGAACUUGCUACAAGAGACAGCACAUAGAGCUGGUCUUGAUCUGCCAAUAUACACAAGUGUGAGAUCAGGAUCUUAUCACUUCCCAGCUUUCUCUUGCACAGUGGAGCUUGCUGGGCUGAGUUUCACAGGAGAAUCAGCAAAGACAAAGAAACAAGCUGAGAAAAACGCAGCCAUUGCAGCUUGGUCCUCCUUGAGAAAAAUGUCAAGCUUGGAUUCUAAGGGAGGAAAAGAGGAAAAUGGUGAAGAGAAGGAACAAGAAGUAGUAGCAAGAGUACUUUCAAGAUUUAAACCCAAAGAGGUAAGAAGAAGAGAGACCACAAACCAAAGGAGGAGAAGAAGUCAACAAGACACAAACAAGGACUUGUCUGAGAGAUUGAGAUGGAUCAAUCUAUUAACACAUGAACCUCCACCAUCAUCAACACAGAAGCAAUACCAGAAAACCAGUUUGGUCUCACUGAUUCCCCCAACACAAAGUCAGGCAUCAAGAACAAACCUUCAACAAUACAAAGGCAAACCACCACAAGAAGAUAAGCCAGAGACUGAGAUGAUCAUCACAAAGUCAUUUCCUUUACCAAUGGCUGCUCCUUAUAAAGCCAAACUUAACGAAUCAUCGGGCGGAUAUAGUAAACAAAUCCCAUUUUCCGACAGAGGAAGGUUCGGUUUCGUCGGAGGUUGUAAUAGGCUAGCUCCAGCGGUUCAAAUCAGAUCAGUGAUUCCAGUUUACGCAGCUCCACCAUCGAAACUAAAUCCUAACCCAUCAGUAUCGUCGUCGCUUAGUGAACCCAUUUUCAUAAACUCUUGUUCUGUUCCAAAGACGCCGGGAUUGGGAGGUCAAGAGAAGAAUCCAAUUCAAAUGAAGAUUUUGGAUCAAACACAUGAUUAGUUAGGUGAAUUUGGUUUAAGGGUUGAAUCUGAAAUUAAAUCAUAUGUCAAGAGUUGUUGUUUGAUUAGAUAAUAAUAUGACUCUGUCUCUUGUUGAUUUGAUAUGUUCUUUUUUUUUUUGGUUUUUUG
Messenger RNA from Eruca vesicaria subsp. sativa (arugula), 1429 nucleotides. NCBI's taxonomy places the organism in Eukaryota, Viridiplantae, Streptophyta, Magnoliopsida, Brassicales, Brassicaceae. The record is from the annotation of a GenBank genome assembly.